AUUAAGUUCAUCAGUCUAGCUUUCCCGAAACGUCUUCCAUAUAACAAAAUAAGACGUGGACUCUUAAUAUUUAAGCAUCAUCUCUUCACAUUUUUCAUGCCUUCCUACUUUUCUAAACUCAGUAGCUAAAAGAGUUAUCAAGUCUGGUAUACUGUAUGUUGACUGUAUUUUUUGUUACCUUUCCUUGAUAAUAUAUUUCAUUACCUCACUAUUGUUUUCACAGACCACUUCCGAAAUCGGUUUUUAGAAGUUAUCACGUACAUGGCAUAUUCUGACGAAAACCAAAGUACGUAUCUGAAAGAUGUUUUCAAAUUUUACAAACACUUGGACUGUUCACUUAAUGUUCGCGAACAAAUACAGAGAUAUACUGACUCAGUCCUUAAGGAAACAGUGUUUACUAAAUUGUCGAAUUCGCAUCCAGUUUGUACAGUGCAAACUUUGCCAACUGAAGAUUUUAUCAUAAUAAAAAAUUUCUUCAGUCCAACUGCAAUUGAAGGUCUAUGGCUUGAUGCCUUAACAGAAUGGUGUCACUUGCCGACGGCUCAAUGUAAUUUGAACACAAAUAUAUCACCUAGUAAUCGUAUGUUGUCCAGUUUCACGAAUUGACCUGUGUGAUAGGGAUUUCUUGUACUGAUCCAUGGUAUUCUAAACUCCGUUGGGUAACUUUAGGUUAUCACUAUCAG
This is a messenger RNA of Schistosoma turkestanicum, 683 nucleotides long. Lineage: Eukaryota; Metazoa; Platyhelminthes; Trematoda; Strigeidida; Schistosomatidae. The record is from the annotation of a GenBank genome assembly.